Molecule: messenger RNA, 705 nt
Organism: Pomacea canaliculata
Lineage: Eukaryota; Metazoa; Mollusca; Gastropoda; Architaenioglossa; Ampullariidae
Exons: 2
Source: RefSeq, a predicted model, not a curated record
UUAUGUCUGGUCAGGGUCGCUCGAUGCCGGGUCGGGUGCCAUGGCAAACAUGGGACUGCAUAUGGGCAUGGCGGGCUUGCUGCCUUCUCAGCAUCCCAUGAUGGGGGCACCGAGCGCAGGCCCAGCGGGCCACCUGCCGCCAACCGCGGGGCUGACGCCACAGCAGCAACAAACAAGCUGUUCUCCGCCGCAACCCACGGGCCGGGAGCAUCCGCACUGUCGCCCCAGGCCAGGGGCCACCUCUCCUGCCCUCCCGCCCCCUCCCUGGCCCACCACGUGCCUACAUGCACGAUCUCGCCAUCGCCGUCUGUGGACAUCGACGUGACGCAACUUCCGGCCACCUGGAUGCCCGCCACGCCGGAGGAGGAGCUGGCGGAGAUGAGCCAGACCGCGGAGUUCGUGCAGUUGGAGCCCACGCAGUUCAUCGCCAUGCACGCGCGGCGCGUCAAACGGCUGAUGGAGUGCUUCGACGAUGGGUGCGGGGUGUCAGCCACCACGGCGGCGCAGAAGUCCAUCGCUCCUCCUGUACGGGUGGCGGGUACCAACAAUAGGCACCCGGCGUGGGCAUCGGCGCUGUUUUUCCAGAAAGUGGCUCGACCUGGGACUGGGCAUCGCAGAGCAGGUGCGCCACCCGACCAACGGCCGGGUGUACUGGCGUUUCAAGCGCAAACCGGUGACGGAGCUGACUGAGAAGAACUUAUCAGC